GAAGACUUGGGGUAUCUUUGUUUAUAUGACUCAGAAAGAGGGUUAAGAGAAUCUCAAAGACAAAUUCUUCUUCAGGAAAAGACUCAGUGGGGAGAUGAGUGGUUUGCUAUGGGGGACUGGAAUGAUAUAUGCUCCCCUGCAGAAAAGAAAGGUGGCAGGAAGAGAAAUGCCUGUAGCUUUCUUGAUUUCAACAGCUUUAUUUCUAGUAUGGAAAUGGAAGAAGUGACUAUGGCUGUCUAUCAAUUCACAUGGGCUAAUAAUAGGGAAGAGGAGGGUUUGUGUGACGCCCC
Molecule: messenger RNA, 290 nt
Organism: Striga hermonthica
Lineage: Eukaryota; Viridiplantae; Streptophyta; Magnoliopsida; Lamiales; Orobanchaceae
Source: the annotation of a GenBank genome assembly